Agrilus planipennis (emerald ash borer) is the source of this 2180-nucleotide messenger RNA. Its product is annotated as myogenesis-regulating glycosidase-like. The transcript has 11 exons. Gene Ontology annotation, biological process: carbohydrate metabolic process. The coding region runs from base 63 to 2042 and encodes 659 amino acids. Lineage: Eukaryota; Metazoa; Arthropoda; Insecta; Coleoptera; Buprestidae. Gene Ontology annotation, molecular function: hydrolase activity, hydrolyzing O-glycosyl compounds. The record is from RefSeq and is a predicted model, not a curated record.
AGGUCGAAAACCGCAGAUACAGUUCUACAGUCAAAAUUAACGUUAGUUAUUUGAAACCGAUAAUGCGGUUGUCGAUUACAGGGUGUCUCCUGCUUGGAGCCCUAUUAGCUGGUGUGUGGUGUGUUGACGAAAUAUCUCUAAAGAAGAACGAUACGUCCCUCAGUAUCGUUUUCAAUCCUUCAAGCAAGCUUUUCGACCUAGCUCUUUCUUAUGGCAAUUCGGUGGUGCUUAGCGCAAGUCUUGGACAUGGGCUUAAUCUCUCCGAAAGUGAAAUAGAGAAUUGCCUAGGUUUAGAUAAUUGUUAUCGAUUCAGUGGCGACAUUCGAAUGCAUGUUCACUCGAACAUCGACAAUGGUUUUACGAUAUACUGGAAAACCAAAAAUACUUCUCUAGAGUUUAUGGACUGCGUGGAUUUGGACACUGAUGCACAAACGCAUUGGUAUGGAGGUCCGGAGAGGAAUUAUCAAUAUUAUCCCCUUGAAAAACUGGUGAUACCUAACAUAGAUUACGCGGUUCAUGAACUGAAUUACAGUGCAAUCUCAGAACCGUACUGGGUCAAUUCGAAGGGAGCAUAUCUGCAUGUCGAUGAAAGGGUACCACUUUUUGUCGACCAAAACAGUGCGUUUCAGAACAAGACUUGUUUCAGAGCCAGGGAGCAGCCUCCUUACCAAAAUAGACCAAAGAUUAUUUUAAAUUACACUCUAGUGGCCCAAGAAAAUGUGAGGGAAGCCCAUAUACACGCGGUAGAGCACUUUCUUGGAAAACCAACAGGACGCCCUAACGAUAAAAUGAUCUCAAGACCAAUUUGGUCUACAUGGGCAAGGUAUAAGAAAGAUAUUAAUGAUUCCAUUUUACUUGAAUUUGCCAACGAAAUAGUCAACAAUGGAUUUACUGAUGGUCAAUUUGAAAUAGAUGACGAGUGGGAGACUUGCUAUGGAUCUCUAACGUUUGGAGAUAAAUUUCCAAACAUUAAUAAUACAGUACAAACAAUAAAAGAUAUGGACUUUAGAGUAACUUUAUGGGUACAUCCGUUUAUACAUGUCAAUUGUUCAAGUGCUCUUGACCCUGGUGUAGAUAAUGAUUUCAUCGCUAAAGCUGCAAAUGGAACGAUGACAACUACGUGGUGGAAUAGUGUGAAUGGAAGUUAUGAUUCAGUCUACAUUGAUUAUACUAAUCCGGAAGCUAGAGAGUGGUUCGCUGAUAGACUCAAUUUAAUUAGACAAUUACACGGCAUUGAUGCGUUCAAGUUUGACGCUGGAGAAUCAAGCUUUGCCACGAGGAUGCCCGUAUUAACAGGCGACCCUGAAUUAGCACCAAAUAGUUUAACCGUUGGUUAUGUUCAAACCUGUGCUACUCUUGGAGACCUUGUAGAAAUACGAACUGGAUACAGAACUCAAUAUUUACCUGUAUUCGUAAGAAUGAUCGACAAAGAUUCUUACUGGGGAGAAAACAACGGCUUAUACACUGUCAUAACAACCACCAUUGCCAUGAAUUUGAAUGGCUACGUUUUAGUUCUUCCCGACAUGGUGGGAGGAAAUGGAUACGUGAAUGCUGGAGGACCUCCGGGUGCUGAACUCUUCGUUAGGUGGCUUCAAGCUAACACCUUCUUGCCUGCCAUCCAAUUCAGUUAUGUUCCAUGGGAUUAUGGCAACGUGACGGAUAGUACAGGAAAAACAUAUAAUGUGGUAGAAGUCUCACAGAAGUUUGUUGCACUUCAUGACCAGUUUUCGAGUUACAUUAUCCAAACCAUGGAGACCAGCAUAAAGAAAGGUUACCCCGUAAAUGCCCCAUUGUGGUGGGUGGAUCCUACCGAUCCUCAGUCUCUUGUAGAAGAUUCAGAGUAUAUGCUUGGAGAAGACAUUCUCGUAGCUCCCGUGAUAGUAGAAGGAGCAGUCUCUAGAGACGUUUAUUUACCACAAGGUACGUGGAUCGAUGGUAAUUCUGGAAUUGUAUACGAGGGGAGGCAAACAAUUAAGGACUAUUCGGCUCCUUUGGACAUACUUCCCUAUUUCAUUCGUAAAGGUUGCUCGUUGGAUUUGUAAUUAGAAUUUUGAUAUUCUCAUCUUCGGAGAAUAGUAUUCGUUUAAGAAAACAAAGGGUUGUAAAUAGCGUAGUUUUAUUUAUAAUUUAUUGUAGACCAGAUGUAUGAUCUGACCUAAUAAAGCACCUUAACUGAAACA